Acipenser ruthenus (sterlet) is the source of this 1122-nucleotide messenger RNA. Its product is annotated as ventral anterior homeobox 2-like. The transcript has 3 exons. The coding region runs from base 250 to 849 and encodes 199 amino acids. The record is from RefSeq and is a predicted model, not a curated record. Lineage: Eukaryota; Metazoa; Chordata; Actinopteri; Acipenseriformes; Acipenseridae. Gene Ontology annotation, molecular function: DNA binding. Gene Ontology annotation, biological process: neuron differentiation; central nervous system development; brain development.
ACAUGCACAAAAUGUCUUUUUGGCGAGUGUGUCUCUCUAGCUGAAGGAGGGUCCCCUAGACGUCUCCAAAAGGACCCCCCUCCCCCUCCCCUCUUGCCGUUCGGAUCAUGUUCAGGCACUUGGAGGGGAGCUGCGUUCCUGCAUUACGCAACCUGGCUAUUUUUUUUAUUUAGGAUCGGAGGAGAGGUCUUAAAGGAAAAUAGAAACAAAAAAAUAGAUAGAUAUUUUACGAGAAACCCGUUUAUAUCGAUGUUUGAUCAGGCCAUUAUCACGGGCGAUGGAAUCGGCGAGGACAGAAGCCACAACUGUGGAUCCAGCGCCCUUUGUCCUGAGAGAGCGAGGGAGAAUAGAAGACGUACCGAAACGGAGAGCCGGUCGCCCGGGCACGGACACCCCGACACCUCGGGGACCUCUGCUUCGACCCCGACCUCUUCCAAAGAGGAAGGACAGGACAAACGUUCAGGACCGGACCCCGACUACUGCAGGAGGAUUUUAGUGAGAGACGUCAAAGGGACGAUUCGGGAAAUAGUUCUCCCAAAGUGUUUGGACCUGGACCGGCCGAAGCGCAUCCGGACGUCGUUCUCUGCGGAGCAGCUGUACAGUCUGGAGCGGGAGUUCCAGCGCUGUCAGUACGUGGUGGGCCGGGAGAGGACGGAGCUGGCACGGGAGCUCAACCUGUCUGAGACGCAGCACCGAUCCCACCAGCCCCCUGGAGUCAGACUGGGCAGGCUCCUCGCGGAGAGAGCCCAGGGCAGUGUGGCUUCAUGGAGUCCCUGUCCUCUUGCAGGGGACACACACCCACGUCCAGGUCCACAUGAUCUGGGGCCCAACCUGCCCUGGAGGUGCUGAAGAAGCAUGCAUGCCUUGGAGCAGCGUUUCUCCAGCCUUCGACAGAGCCAGCAUUUCUCCAAACCUCGACACAGAGCCAGCGUUUCUCCAGCCUUCGACAGAGCCAGCGUUUCUUCAGCCCUCGACACAGAGCCCACCUAUCAUUACACAAGGGCUCUCCCCAUGCGUGAAGUAACACAUAACUUACUAUGUAUACUACAGUUGGUGUGUUUUUUUUUUUGGUUUUUUUUAGAGCUUAUUUUGAUUAUUGUUAAAAGAAAUGAAUGUUCAUAU